AUGUCUUUCGCAGUAUUCGGGCUAUACUGCUGGUUCCUCAAUAGUUGGGACGGAUAUCGGGUGUGCUACUGGAACGAGAGAGUGCCGCAUGUUUUCUCCAGCUUUUACGUCAAUAAUCUUGGGUCUGCGGCAUCUUCUAUCAUUACAGUUUUGAAAAUUCUUUCAUUCAUCCCAAUCACCGCCGCAAUGGGCCAACUUAAGUGGCACUACUUUCUACGCCGGUAUUCGCGACCAGUAGCCGAGUUGGAAACAUUUGACGCAGCAUCCCGUGGCGUAUCUGGGUCAAUAAAGCUUCUCGUAUCUGGCAGAAGAUUCCACUCCAUCCAUAUAACGUUGGGUUGCUUGCUCACUCUAGACACUCUAUAUCUCGGAUCCUCGACUCAAAAUACCAUCACGUCUCCCUCUAGGGUAUAUUGGCCACUGAAACACAGAAUCAACGAAACAACGGUAGCGUUACUACCAGUAACUGAGAUGUUCAAUGUCACAGCCCGACGUGAUAUUAUUGGUGUCGACACUCAGAACUACAGCGAGGAUCCGGGAAUGCAGGCAGCUCUAUUCACUGCUUGGUCAUUCUACGAAAAUCCACUGUUCGCGAACCAAGAAAUCGAUCAGGUUUCAGCCAACUGCUCGUCUACCUAUUGCCGAUGGCAUAAUACAACUACGCUCAGCAUGGCUGUGAAAUGCUGUAGCGCCGCAACGACCUUCGGCAGAGAUGGACAUGGAUACUCGAAAGAGGCAGACAUAGCUUCAAGCAUCGACGUCAUUACCAACGGAUUAUCUACUCGUCGACAAGCCAUAAUUAACCUCAGGGCAAGCCCUAAAAUACCGGAAAACAGCGGCUUCAACAGGACCGACAGACAAAGGGCCGUGAUAAUUCAUCUCGCGGCAAUCGCUGAACAUGAUGAGCAGAGUUUUGAUGCAGCGGAGUGUCUCAUUUUCUGGACAGCCGCGCACGUAUCCGAGACCGUCUAUCACAAUAACUCAGGCUCGACACUGACGCAGACUGUUGCAUCCAUCCAAAGCAUUCCCGAGAACCGGACCUCUACAGAAGAUGAAAGCAUCGUGUUUAAGGCUCCCUGUAGUGGCAAAAGAAACACCGAAACAUGUAGUUUCAAGAUCACCAACGAUGCAAAUCUGACCGUUAGAAAGCUUCUGACGGACUUCAUGACCGGGUAUGUGUACCGAGAUCCGAAUCAGAACGGUACACUCUUUAUACCCAGCAGCACAGUCAUGGACUUGUUUGCCUGGUCAUGGAGAACCACUCUUGUGAAAGUCUCGAUGUUUCCAAACCCCUUGACCACAACCUUGGAGGUUUAUAUGUUGAAUACGAUCUAUAGUCUCUCCGGAUACAUCCGCACCAAGCAAGCGACGCAGCUGGAAGGACAGAAUGGGUCAUUUGAGCCAAUAUUUCACAUUGAGUGGAAGUACACCAUUUAUCCAGGGGCUAUGUUGAUACUGACACUCUAUCUAUUUGCCUUCACAGUAUGGGCUACCCGCAGCAUGCCGGUAUGGAAGUCAUCCCUUCUUCUAUACUUGUUUCACGGUUUUGAUCGCCUAGUUUUGGACUCGAGAUAUGAUCUUUCAAGCUUGCCGUGGAUGGAGGAAUUUAGCAAAGAGAAAAAAGUAGUCUUGCGGGACGCUGACGAUGGUCUUGGCCUUAAGCUAAGAGAUAUGGAUAGAGGUACUUCUGAUGAAGGUUUCUAG
Colletotrichum siamense is the source of this 1704-nucleotide messenger RNA. RefSeq lists its product as uncharacterized. The coding region runs from base 1 to 1704 and encodes 567 amino acids. The transcript has 2 exons. The record is from RefSeq and is a predicted model, not a curated record. Lineage: Eukaryota; Fungi; Ascomycota; Sordariomycetes; Glomerellales; Glomerellaceae.